AUGACCAAGAACGUAAAAAUUAUCAAACGUAUUGAAAUGAGUGACAUUUCAAAUGCUUCGGGAAAGAAAAAACCUACAAGGUUUGUUACUAAUGUUUCACCCAACAACACUUCCCCAACAACACCACUGUCUGACAUCACAAAUGUGAAUGCAUCAUCUUCAUCCAAUGCUCUAAAAACAUCAUCACAUUCAACAUUACAAACAAUAUCCCACAAAGAAAAUAAUUUUUUCAUACCACCUAAUUGUCGAGUUGCUCGAAACCUUUCCGAAUUACCUAAGGCUACCCCGUCUCAUAACAUCAUACAACCGAAUGUUCAAUCCACAUUUAUUUCCUCAAGAUCGCCACUUUCACAGCUAACCAAUCAAGUUCAUUCACCCUCUUCAUCGAAUGCUUUGAAAACACCAUCAUCUCAGACAAUACAAAGAAAUUCUCACAAAGAAAAUAGUUUCUUCAUACCCCCUAAUUGUCGAGUUGCUCAAAAGUUUACCGAAUUACCACCAGACUUUUCCAACAACCAAGAUACAAUUCAGCACAACACAACUCAUUCAACAACAACGAAACGGAAACAAUUUAAUACACAAGAUAUUCCAUUUUUUGAGUUGAAUGAAGAUUUCGUUGAACCUUCAGUUACACAUUUUUCAGUUGGUACCAGCGUUAACUAUAAAGAAAAGAAAAAAAGAGGCAGACCAAUUUCUACAAAAAAGAAGACACAAAUAUGUAUUCCUUCUACUUCAAAUGCUCAGAAUGAUGUAACCGGUAACAAUCAUAGUAAAUAUAUCGGAAUAAGCAAAGAUUAUUUGGAUUCUGGAGAUGCUGUAUAUGUUUGCUCAGUAUGUAAAGCUAAGGUGUGGCAGGGAGAAGCAAUUCGAGGAAAUAAGGAUUUAAAGAAAACAUGUUAUUCCAUUUGUUGUUACAAUGGAAAAGUUGAACUACCCAGUCUGAUUCACCCACCUCAGUUGUUGCUUGAUUUAUAUAGCGGUCUUUCGGAAAAAAGUCAAAACUUUAUACAGAAUAUACGUCGAUACAAUAUGAUGUUCGCAUUCACAUCUAUGGCUGGAAAGAUUGAUCACACCGUUAACUCAGGAGGUGGUCCUUAUGUUUAUCGAAUGCAUGGCCAAAAUUAUCAUAUUGCAGGCAGCUUACUUCCCGAAGAGGGUGAAUCACCAAGAUUUUGCCAGUUGUACAUAUAUGAUACAGAUCAUGAGGUUCAAAACAGAUUCAAAUCAUGCGAGUCUAAUAAGAAGAAAAAGACCACAUCUAAUGAGUCCAUGGCAAAUCCGUUUUCUCUUGAGUUCUGGACUAUUCACGAGUUGAUGGGCUUAUUGGAUUUCAUUAAUCCACUGGUUAAACAAUUUAGAAUGGCACGUGAUCGCUUUGGUUCAAAUCCAACAGAGCGUAUUAGGUUGAAAUUGAUUGGGUCAAGAGAAAAUGAUGGUAGGCAGUAUAAUCUUCCUACCACAAAUGAGGUAGCUGCCCUCAUUAUAGGUGACAUUGAUGGUCAAUUGAAGGAUGAAAAAACUUUGGGUGAAGUCGCUGGAGUUGUAUAUACGAUUGAGUUUCAAAAGAGGGGCCUGCCACAUUGUCAUGUAUGUCUGUUUUUGGAAAAAAAUUCUAAAAUUCCAAAUCCUGAAGACAUAGACCGUGUUAUAUGUGCUGAAUUGCCAGACAAGGAUAGUGAACCCGAUUUGUAUCAGAUUGUUUGUGAUAACAUGAUACACGGACCUUGUGGCAACGAUCAACCAUUUAUGCCGUGUAUGAAAAAAGGCAAAUGUUCAAAACGAUUUCCAAGGGAAUAUACCGAUCAUACAUAUAUUGAUGAAGAUGGUUAUCCUAUUUACCGGAGACGUAACGAUGGAAAUAAUGUCCUUAAAAACGGUGUUUCUUUAGACAACAGAAAUGUUGUUCCAUAUAAUAAGAUCCUUCUGAAACAAUAUCAAGCUCACAUGAAUCUAGAGUGGUGUAACCAAGUUGGAUCGAUAAAGUAUCUUUUUAAGUAUAUUAACAAAGGACCGGAUAGGAUAACAACAUCUAUUGUUGAUCCAACAAAAAAGAAAAAACAACAGAUAGAAAAUAACGACCAUGACGAAAUUGGUGAGUUCUAUAACUGUCGUUAUAUUUCCGCAUGUGAGGCAUGUUGGAGGCUUUUUGGGUAUGAUAUUCAUUAUCGAACACCGUCUGUCGAAAGGUUGUCAUUUCACCUCGAACACAAACAACCUGUUGUUUUUAAACCAAACCAACAUCUUAAUCAGGUUGUUUCUAAACCGACUGUCGCUGCUUCUCAAUUUUUAGCUUGGAUGGAAUGUAACAAGCAUGAUGAAGAUGCACGGAAGUUGUCAUACGUUGAAUUCCCAACUAAAUAUGUUUGGAAUAAAUCAGAUAAGAUAUGGACAAAAAGAAAAACCAAGUCCAAGGCACUCGGUCGAUUAAACCACGUUUCUCCCAAGGCUGGUGACAUUUACUACCUACGGAUUUUGUUGAACAAAAUCAAGGGUCCUACAUGCUAUGAAGAUAUCAAGACAAUUAACGGAAUUGUACAUGACUCUUACAAAGAUGCUUGCUAUGCUCUUGGUCUAUUAGAUGAUGAUAGAGAGUACAUUUCGUCAAUAAACGAAACACAUCAUUGGGCCACAGCUUCUUUCUGCCGGUCUCUCUUUGUUAUGUUGAUUACAUCAGAUAGUUUGUCAAGUCCUGCUCAUGUUUUUGAAGAGACAUAUCAAUGUCUUUCUGAUGAUGUCAUUCACGUUCGUGAACAAGAAAUCGGCGUCAGAGGCCUGAAGUUAAAAGAGGAUGCAAUUUUCAACCUUACGUUGUCAUACAUCGAGAAAUCAUUAUUGAGCUGUGGAUUGAGUUUGAAGCAAAUACCAAAUAUGCCGUUUCCUGAUCAUAGAUACAUUCAAGAGUCAUGCAAUAUGUUAAUUCAAGAUGAGCUUAACUAUGAUCCUGCUAUUAUUGAAGUUGAGCAUCAAGAUUUGUAUUCCAAAUUAAAUGUCGACCAAAAAAAUGUUUAUCACACCAUUAUGAAUGCGGUUAACAACAAACAAGGCAUCGUUACAUUCAUCAAGAUUAUGGAGUGA
Messenger RNA from Lactuca virosa, 3075 nucleotides. Lineage: Eukaryota; Viridiplantae; Streptophyta; Magnoliopsida; Asterales; Asteraceae. The record is from the annotation of a GenBank genome assembly.